CGAUUCAAAUUCAGUAUUCGACAUUUGAAUCUUACAGCGUCAAGUUGAGGGAAGCAUAGACAGAGAAUUUUUGUUUUUAAACACGGGAAUUUUGAAAUAGUGUUGAUAAAUUAUUAAUCAAAAUGGAGAAGUUAUUGCAUUUAAUUUUUGUGGCGAUCAUCUUCACUGCAGUCCAUUGUGAUGAACAAUGCUCACAGAAAAAACAAGCUAGUACCGGCAACAGACUCAUCGACCAAGACUUCGGUUUGGAACUGACUCCAGACGAUUUGAUCUCAUCCAUGAUGUCGCCUUGGAUGUUACGGGAUUAUUACCGUCCGUGGCGUUACCUUGAAUCCCUCACCAGGGAUCUAGGAUCGACUAUAAAGUCUGAGAAGGACAAGUUCACAAUCAAUUUGGAUGUACAACAUUUCGCGCCUGAAGACAUAAGCGUCAGAACGGCUGAUGGGUAUGUUGUGGUGGAAGCGAAACACGAGGAGAAAAAGGACGAACAUGGAUUAAUUUCAAGGCAAUUUGUAAGGAGAUACGAGUUGCCAGAAGGUGUUGAAACUGAGAAUGUGGUGUCCCAACUGUCAAGCGAUGGUAUUUUGACAAUUACAGCGCCCAAAAAGGAGAUUGAUGGUAAAGGAGAAAGAGUGGUGCCUAUAACCCAAACGGGUCCGGUCCGGAAAGAGGCUAAAGAAUCCAAAGAGGGGUCGUGUUUUGCCGAUGAAAAAUGCAAGCAUUGAAUUGGCGUAACACUCGAAUUCAGUUAAACCUAUCUCAAGACUGAUAGUAGGUAAUUUAUGUUAUUAUCUCAAUAAAUAAACACUUUUUUUUUAACAAAUUCAA
Messenger RNA from Bicyclus anynana (squinting bush brown), 828 nucleotides. It is a transcript of the gene Hsp23.7, whose product is annotated as protein lethal(2)essential for life-like. The record is from RefSeq and is a predicted model, not a curated record. Bases 123 to 725 code for a protein of 200 amino acids. Gene Ontology annotation, molecular function: protein folding chaperone. Gene Ontology annotation, biological process: response to heat; protein refolding. The transcript has a single exon. NCBI's taxonomy places the organism in Eukaryota, Metazoa, Arthropoda, Insecta, Lepidoptera, Nymphalidae.